Molecule: messenger RNA, 3407 nt
Organism: Rana temporaria (common frog)
Lineage: Eukaryota; Metazoa; Chordata; Amphibia; Anura; Ranidae
Gene: AP1B1
Product: adaptor related protein complex 1 subunit beta 1
Exons: 23
Coding region: 220-3087 (955 amino acids)
Biological process (GO): intracellular protein transport; vesicle-mediated transport
Cellular component (GO): clathrin adaptor complex; membrane coat
Molecular function (GO): clathrin binding
Source: RefSeq, a predicted model, not a curated record
GUGUUCCUAUGGUAACUCUACCUCGUAGACGUGGAUUACGGCGGCUCCUCGUCGGCGUCACUUCCUGCAGCAGGUGUCCGCCAUCUUUGCGGUGAAGUGCAGAGAGGAGGAGGAGGAGUCCGGUCUACACACUAAACAUCCUCGUCAUCCGAGCAGCCCAAGCCCCGGGACAGGACACCGCGUCCUCCGCUCAGCUAGGUGUGAAAGCCCAGAGCAAACAUGACGGACUCAAAGUAUUUCACAACCACCAAGAAAGGUGAGAUCUUUGAGCUAAAAGCAGAACUGAACAGCGACAAGAAGGAGAAGAAGAAGGAGGCUGUAAAGAAAGUCAUUGCCUCUAUGACUGUGGGGAAGGAUGUCAGUGCCCUGUUCCCUGAUGUUGUGAACUGCAUGCAGACAGAUAACUUGGAGCUGAAGAAGCUGGUUUAUUUGUACUUGAUGAACUAUGCUAAAAGCCAGCCUGACAUGGCCAUCAUGGCUGUAAACACUUUUGUAAAGGACUGUGAAGACCCCAACCCUUUAAUCCGUGCUUUAGCUGUACGCACUAUGGGUUGUAUACGUGUGGACAAAAUCACAGAGUAUCUUUGUGAACCACUUCGUAAGUGCCUGAAAGAUGAGGACCCAUAUGUGCGCAAGACAGCAGCAGUGUGUGUAGCCAAGCUGCAUGACAUCAAUGCUCAGCUAGUGGAAGACCAGGGUUUUCUGGACACAUUGAAAGAUCUGAUCUCUGAUUCUAAUCCAAUGGUUGUGGCUAAUGCAGUAGCAGCUCUCUCAGAGAUUGCUGAAUCUCACCCAAGUAGUAACUUAUUGGAUCUGAAUCCUCAGUCAAUCAACAAGCUGCUGACUGCUCUAAAUGAAUGUACUGAAUGGGGUCAGAUCUUUAUCUUGGACUGUUUGGCAAACUAUAUCCCCAAGGAUGAUCGUGAAGCUCAGAGUGUAUGUGAACGAGUAACACCACGUCUUUCGCAUGCAAAUUCAGCGGUUGUGCUUUCAGCAGUGAAGGUGCUGAUGAAAUUGAUGGAGAUGCUGUCUAAAGAUUUAGACUAUUAUGGGACGUUAUUGAAGAAACUGGCCCCUCCUUUAGUCACACUGCUUUCUGCUGAGCCUGAAUUGCAGUAUGUGGCAUUGCGUAACAUUAACCUCAUUGUGCAGAAACGACCAGAGAUCCUGAAGCAUGAGAUGAAAGUUUUCUUUGUUAAAUAUAAUGACCCGAUUUAUGUAAAACUGGAAAAGCUUGAUAUCAUGAUCAGACUGGCAUCGCCUGCAAAUAUUGCACAGGUUCUUGCAGAAUUAAAGGAAUAUGCUACUGAAGUGGAUGUGGACUUUGUAAGGAAAGCUGUAAGAGCAAUUGGACGCUGUGCCAUUAAAGUUGAGCAAUCUGCAGAACGCUGUGUUAGUACACUACUUGAUCUUAUUCAGACCAAGGUGAAUUAUGUGGUCCAAGAAGCUAUCGUAGUGAUAAAGGACAUUUUCAGGAAGUAUCCAAACAAAUAUGAAAGUGUUAUCUCUACAUUAUGUGAGAACCUGGACUCAUUGGAUGAGCCAGAGGCAAGAGCAGCCAUGAUCUGGAUUGUGGGGGAGUAUGCCGAGCGCAUUGACAAUGCCGAUGAGCUGCUGGAAAGUUUCUUGGAGGGUUUCCAUGACGAGAGCACACAGGUCCAGCUACAACUUCUAACUGCCAUUGUGAAGCUGUUUUUAAAAAAACCAACAGAAACACAGGAGCUGGUGCAGCAAGUACUUAGUUUAGCUACACAGGAUUCUGAUAACCCUGACUUAAGAGAUCGUGGCUACAUCUACUGGCGACUGUUGUCAACUGACCCAGUUGCUGCCAAAGAGGUGGUGCUGGCAGAAAAGCCUCUGAUCUCUGAGGAAACUGACCUAAUCGAGCCCACAUUACUGGAGGAACUUAUCUGUUACAUUGGUACACUAGCUUCUGUGUACCACAAGCCUCCAAGUGCUUUUGUGGAGGGAAGCCGUGGUGUUGUGCCCAAAAGAUUGCCACCGCGGGCAGGCUCUAGUGAGAGCGCAGAGAGUCCAGAAGUGGCACCUGCAGGGCAGCAGCAAGUGGAUACACACCCUGCAGUCAUUCCUUCCCAAGGUGAUCUUCUUGGAGAUCUUCUAAACCUGGAUUUAGCCCCUCCUAUCAGUGGACCCACCCUAACUACAAGCUCUGUGCCCCUGGGCAGUGUGGAUCUCCUGGGUGGAGGUCUGGACAGCCUGAUUGUGGAAGACACGGAAGGGCUGGGAGGAGGAGAUACAGGUCCAAAUCUCACACUACCAACAGGAUUCAUGGCUCCUCCAGUGGCACCGGGUUCCCUUGGUGCACCCCUUUCUGGAGGACUUAGCGACCUAUUUGAUUUGGGAACUGGAACAGGAGCUGUUUUAGGUGCUUAUGUGGCUCCAAAAUCAGUAUGGCUGCAUGCCAUGAAAGGUAAAGGCCUGGAGAUAAGUGGUACUUUUGCCCGCAGAUCUGGUGCUGUAUUUAUGGAUCUAGUUUUUACUAAUCGUGCCCUUCAGGUCAUGAGUGAUUUCGCUAUACAAUUUAAUCGUAAUAGUUUUGGGCUGGCACCCGCUGCUCCACUUCAGAUUCUUACACCUUUGGCCCCCAAUCAGUCUACUGAGGUGUCCCUACCAUUAAAUACAGUUGGAUCUGUAAUGAAAAUGGAUCCUCUUAAUAACUUGCAGGUGGCAGUAAAGAACAACAUUGAUGUGUUUUACUUCAGUGUAGUAUAUCCUCUGCACAUUCUGUUUGUGGAAGAUGGGAAAAUGGAGAGGCAGAUGUUUUUGGCCACAUGGAAGGACAUUCCCAAUGAGAAUGAGGCACAGUUUCAGAUUAGAGAGUGUCCCCCAAAUCCUGAUUCUGUAAGUAAUAAACUGCAGGCCAGCAAUGUGUUCACAGUGGCCCGGCGUACAGUGGACGGUCAGGACAUGCUGUACCAGUCCAUCAAACUCACAAAUGGUAUAUGGGUGCUGGCAGAGCUAAGGCUUCAGCCUGGAAGCCCCAGCAGUGCCCUGUCUCUAAAGUGCCGGGCACCUGAGGUAUCUUCAUUCGUCUUCCAAGCCGUUGAAGCCAUCUUGAAGAACUGAGCUUUGAGCUUCACUCCAUGCCAGCUUUUUGACGAUCACCAUCCUUCCUGCAUUGAGGCAGGACAUAAGAAUGCCGUGUGUGCAUGUUUCUGCUCCUUUUCUAAUCUGCAAAGUAUGGACCAAAUGAUGAAAAUUGAUUUUAUGCUCCUACUCCCAAGCCUCCUUUUUAAACCCUUUGUUCCCACAUGAACAGCAGAGGGGUUAAACUGUUUCCUACUCUCAUGAGUAUGUUGGUGGCUCUCACCCCUUUUUAUGGUAGAUUCUGUAUUAUCUCUGUAAGAGGUAGGUUCUGUUGGACCCUAUUAACUUAAAAAAAAAAU